Protopterus annectens (West African lungfish) is the source of this 1275-nucleotide messenger RNA. RefSeq names its product TAFA chemokine like family member 4 (gene TAFA4). Gene Ontology annotation, molecular function: receptor ligand activity. Lineage: Eukaryota; Metazoa; Chordata; Ceratodontiformes; Protopteridae. Bases 859 to 1275 code for a protein of 138 amino acids. The record is from RefSeq and is a predicted model, not a curated record. The transcript is spliced from 4 exons.
CAUAGAUCCUUUUCGUUGGUUUGGGUCUCCCUGGCAGCGGGGAGGCGCGUGCUCACGCAGAGAGCACAGCUGUAGCUCUGUGGUCACUUUGAGCUUCACCUGUGCAUCACUCAUCUAGUACUUGACGUUGGAAAACAAACCACUUUUGUAAGUUUAGUGAAUUACAUUGUGGUCUAUGAAGCUACUGAUUUUUUUUUUUGCAGAAAUGCGGCAUUUGUUUGUAUAAGGAAUGUUGGCAUGCCAUUUCGAUAUUCUGGACACCGGGCUUGUUCGAUUAAUCUUACCGGGAAGUGGAGAACUUUGACGGCAGGUUUAUUUAUCAAACGCAGUUUUAUUUUUGCUGUUGAGCUGAGAUGGCGUUUUGGGGAACUUACUAUUUCCAUCAACUUCUGUACACCCUGAGUUACUCCUUUUCCUUUUGUUUUGGGUGUCUCAUGAAACUGCCCGUCCCAUUGCAGGACUUUUUUUAAUGUUCUGUCACUGGUAGAACGCUCCUCCAGUAAUUAUAUUUGACUCCUGGGGUACUUACCAUGGGCUUGUCCUCCUACUUCUAAGCAGUUCCUGGGUCUCGUUCUCUUUCUUUGUUCUUGACGGCCCAAACCUGGACUUUGGACAAAUCUAUUUAAUGGGCCGCGCUAUUUGUUUCUUUUCCACUCUUUGACGGUUUGGACCUCUGUAUUCCAGGAUCAAAGGUCCCUGGUGGGUCACGUUCACUCACACAGCAGUGCAGUUGCAAGCUGUCCCAACUCGGAUUUACAUUAUUUGAGAGCACUUCUCCAGCAGAACUGAAUUCUUCAUAAUCUGACUGUGACUUUUCGCCCUGUUUGAGGCUGCUGGACUGAGGACGUUCGUACAAGGAUGAAACUCUAUGCUAAAUCAAUGCUUCUCUCCCAUUGGAUCUUGCUCCUGUCUAUGUUAAUGACAUGCUGUAAAGUGUUGUCCACAGCCAGUUCCCAUCCUCGAGGGCAAACAGGUCAUUACCAGGUUCGACAGGGGUCUUGUGAAGUUGUUGCUGUCCAUCGCUGCUGCAACAAAAACAAAAUUGAAGAACGAUCACAAACUGUAAAAUGCUCCUGUUUUCCAGGGCAGGUGGCAGGUACUACACGAGCGCAACCCUCAUGUGUUGAAGCUUCCAUCGUUUUGCAGAAGUGGUGGUGCCACAUGAAUCCUUGUAUGGAGGGAGAGGACUGCAAAGUGCUACCAGAUCUUACAGGAUGGUCCUGUAGCAGUGGCAACAAAGUCAAAACAACAAAGGCAAGUACAUCAGCUUCCUAA